Molecule: messenger RNA, 2318 nt
Organism: Rhinichthys klamathensis goyatoka
Lineage: Eukaryota; Metazoa; Chordata; Actinopteri; Cypriniformes; Leuciscidae
Gene: herpud1
Product: homocysteine-inducible, endoplasmic reticulum stress-inducible, ubiquitin-like domain member 1
Exons: 8
Coding region: 205-1440 (411 amino acids)
Biological process (GO): ubiquitin-dependent protein catabolic process; negative regulation of endoplasmic reticulum stress-induced intrinsic apoptotic signaling pathway; endoplasmic reticulum unfolded protein response
Cellular component (GO): endoplasmic reticulum membrane
Molecular function (GO): transmembrane transporter binding
Source: RefSeq, a predicted model, not a curated record
GCGGACACAGUGUGUUUGGAAACAACACACGCAAAUACUUCAUGGCUUAUGAGCAGCCCGAAACUUCUUGAAUCAGGAACCUCUACCUUUUCUUAUCGUGUAUUGUCCUUUUGACUAAAUCGAGUCGUGAAGUCUUCGAAAAUUACUGUGGAUAUUUUAUGCGAUUAUUAAUAUAGUUCUAGUUGGUUAGAUUGCGAAGGAAAAAUGGAAAGUUCUAAGGUCUCGGAUAAAGAGACUAUCUCGCUGGUUAUUAAAACGCCAAAUCAGUUUCACGGUGAUCAGCUGAUCGAGGGAGUGCGCGUGGACUGGACCGUAAAAGACCUCAAAUGUCACCUCUCCGAGGUUUAUCCCAACAACCCGGCUGAGAAAGACCAGAGACUCAUUUACUCAGGCAAGCUGCUUCAGGACAACCUGCUUGUGAGAGAUGUUUUCUCAAAGGUUCCUUCAGAUACCAAGCCCACACUUCACCUGGUGUGUGCUGUGAGACCCCAACCUGCUGCCCAGCUAGGAGCAAGACCCAAAGUGACAUCAACACAGCAGCAGAGUUCCCAGCACUCCCCGCUAACUGCUACCCAGAGCUCAGAGUCUCCAGGACCAUCCGUGACCUCUGUACCCUCCACGGAUGGCCUUAGACAGCGAGGUCAUGCCGCCUGGCCUGGCACUAGUGCUGACACAUCUACGCCUGUAACAGCAGCGAUGACCCACCCAGCCUUCCCCACGUACUCCCUUUAUAGUCCACAACAGCUUCUGUGGUUGCAGCAAAUGUAUGCCCGCCAAUACUACAUGCAAUAUCACGCUGCCAUGACAGCUGCCGCCUCCGCUCCGAUGGCCGCCCCUGCCGCUGCUACCUCACUACCUGUCGGCCCUCAUCAAGCCGCUGUACCUGCAGCUUUACCCAAUCAAGGUCCCAUCAACAACCUGCCAGCCAAUCAGAACGCCCCAGGUCCUGCGUUCAUCAACCCAGAGGGAGCAAAUCAGAAUCUGAGAAUGAAUGCCCAGGGUGGCCCUGUGAUGGAAGACGAGGAGGACAUAAACCGCGACUGGCUGGACUGGGUGUACACAGCAUCCCGAUUGGGUGUCUUCCUGAGCAUUGUGUACUACUACUCCAGCAUGAGCCGCUUCGUCCUGGUCAUGAGCAGCCUGGUUAUUAUGUACCUACACACAGCAGGCUGGUUUCCUUUUAGACGGAGACCCCAAGCCAGGCCUCACAAUCAGCCAGCACCAGAGGUCAUACAGAACCAGCAGAACCAAAAUGAGCUCAGACAUCCAGAACCAGUGCCGCCCCCUGCUGAAGUGGAGGAUGCCGAAGUUGUUGAACCCGUCAUGAUAGCAGUGCCUGUUACCCCAGUUAGACGACCCCUCCUAUGGACAGCCUGGGUGUUUUUCAAAGCCUUUUUCGCUUCUUUGAUACCUGAGGCUCCACAGGGCAUUGCAAACUGAAUUGGAAGCAGUCGGACUGAAACGACAAAACUGGACCUUGGCUUGACCAUUUAGACGGGACAUUAUACAUGAAGGCUACAAGUACUAGAAAUAGUAGCACUUUCCAGUCCUUUGCCUAUGUGAACAUUGGUUGCACAUUCUGUAUAAACAUGGACAUGGAGUUGUAAAUAUUGCUGGACAGUUUUUGCUUAGCACUUUAGAUAACCACACCGGCUGGAAUCAAUGGUAUCAGUCUCCUGGCCUGAUCCUCUUAUAGGCCCCUGUCACCAGGGCUUCAUUCUCUUGAAAUGCUCUACGAUGAGGGAUCCAAGGAUUAAACUCAUGGGAUUAUUUUAUUAAGGUUCUAGUAUAAUGGACAACGAAGGCCAUACAUUGAUUUUGCAUGAAUAGAUGGAGGGUGCUUGGGAGAAUGCAUUUGUGGCACUUUGAAGCUAAUGGUGUUUAUGCAAGUUAAAUAUGCUUACAUGUGCUCUUUUUUUAAAUUGUAUUCAACCUGUGAAAUGAAUAUUGUUAAUAUUUAUGAAGAAGGUUUGGUAUGCGUUCAAGUAGUUUGAGCAGAAUUUGCAAUUUAAAGAGCACCAGUGUUUGCUGUUGACUUUGGGAUGAAACAAAGGCGAAUGAAUUUCAAUGACGUGCAAUUUUGCAUUUUCUUUACACAAAGGAACUGCACUUUGGUACCUGCAAGAGUGGGGGACAGAAAUUAGGACAGGUAUGGUUCUGAGAGACUAAAAAAUAUGUUUUUAAUCUGGUAUUUAUCAACACUGUAGCAUUGCUGUCAUUUAAUUGUAUGUAUAAAAUAGCAUUGUUUAUUAACAUUAAUAAGAUUCUCUUUGUACCAGAAAAUGAAACAAGAAAUAAACAACUUUGUUUCAAUUUCA